This is a messenger RNA of Jaculus jaculus (lesser Egyptian jerboa), 2873 nucleotides long. RefSeq names its product fatty acid hydroxylase domain containing 2 (gene Faxdc2). The transcript has 9 exons. The record is from RefSeq and is a predicted model, not a curated record. Gene Ontology annotation, biological process: sterol biosynthetic process. The coding region runs from base 157 to 1155 and encodes 332 amino acids. NCBI's taxonomy places the organism in Eukaryota, Metazoa, Chordata, Mammalia, Rodentia, Dipodidae. Gene Ontology annotation, molecular function: iron ion binding; C-4 methylsterol oxidase activity.
AUGCGAUCAUCAUGGCCAGCCGCCAGCCCCACUCUGGUGACAACAGGGUUAGCAGGCAGAACCUCGCACCAACCACUAAAGACAUCAGGAGGGAAGAGACUGCACAUUUGACCUGUGGCUAGGAGCUGAGGCGCUUGGGGCCAGCCUACAGCAGAGAUGACAGGAGACUAUGAGAGGGAGCCACCCAAUGGGAAGUGCAAGCAGGAGGGGCACAUCUGGGGUUCCAUGCGGAGGACAGCUCUCAUCCUGGGCUCUGGGCUCCUGCUAUCGGUGGCCUUCUGGAACUCUGUCACAUGGCAUCUUCAGAAAUUUUGGGGUGCUUCCGGAUACUUUUGGCAGGCCCAGUGGGAGAGGCUGCUGUCUACAUUUGAAGGCAGAGAGUGGAUCCUCUUCUUCAUAGGUGCGGCUCUCGUGCCUGUGCUGUUCUUCUGGGGUUUCAAUGGGCUUCUGCUGGUGGUGGACAUGACUGGAAGACCCAACUUCAUUGCCCGUUACCGUAUUCAGCAGGGCAAGAACGAGCCGGUGGACUCUGGGAAACUCCGCCAGGCUAUCCAUACUGUUCUCUUCAACCAGUCCUUCAUCUCGCUCCCCAUGAUAGUCUUCCUCUACCCCUUCUUCAAGUGGUGCGGAGACCCCUGUCGCCGAGAGCUACCUACCUUCCACUGGUUCCUCCUGGAGCUGGCCCUCUUCACCCUGACGGAAGAAGUCUUGUUCUACUACUCGCACCGGCUCCUCCACCAUCCAGCAUUCUAUAAGAAAAUUCACAAGAAACACCACGAGUGGACAGCCCCCAUUGGUGUGGUCUCCCUCUAUGCACACCCUAUAGAACAUGUGGCCUCGAACAUGCUGCCAGCCAUGGCCGGUCCCUUAGCCAUGGGCUCCCACCUGUCCUCCAUCACGGUGUGGUUCUCCUUGGCUCUCAUCGUCACCACCAUUUCCCACUGUGGCUACCACCUGCCCUUCCUGCCUUCCCCCGAGUCCCACGACUACCACCAUCUCAAGUUCAACCAGUGUUACGGGGUGCUAGGGGUGCUGGACCACCUACAUGGGACGGAUGCCCUAUUUAAGCAGACCAAGGCCUACGAGAGACACAUCCUUCUGCUGGGAUUCACCCCACUCUCUAAGAGCAUCCCUGAUCCCCAAAAGAUGGAGUAAGGACCAUCCUGGCCGUCACCUACACAUGCACACAUCAGGAUUCCAAGAUGGCCCGGACCUCGUCACUAACUCCAUGAUCUGACACCCUUGCCUGCACCAUCACGGUGGGAGGACAGCCAGGGUAAUGGCUUGGGUUUCCCUCAAACCAUUGCCCUUGUUCCAUUACAGUGCCAGGAGUUGGCUCCAAGAACAGGAAAAACAGGUCCCCAAGCUGGGUCCCAGCCAGAGGGAAAAACCCGUUGUAACACCCCUGGCCCGUCCCUAGUAUCGGCUGCGGGAGGACGGGGUCCGGGCAGCUUCACCGCACAGCCCAUGCGGCCUAGGCAGGGAGCCGAAAACGAGAGGACAGUGGAAUGGGGACCUCAGGGAAGUAACACUACUUGUCUCAGAGGUUGUGUUACAUCCUGCCAAAGCCAGGACUCCCUGGCAAAUGGCUAGUCUUGACACUGCCAUGCUUCCUUGCACACUGCAGCCCAUGCCCUCCUUAAAGAGAACUGAAAACCAGCAGUAACUCCUCCCUACAAUAGUGCACACCCCAAACCCAGCACCCGAGCUUUGUGGGGAAACCAGGAUGCUCAGCUGGGGCCCUAUCACCUACCAGGAAGGGCUAGCCAUUGCCCCAUGGGGACAUCCAACUGGUACCCCCAAGUAACCUUCACCCCCGCCCCCAGGUAGCGUUUCAUUGUAGCUCAGGCUGACCUGAAAUUCACUAUGUAGUCUCAGGGUGGCCUCGAACUCAAAGCAAUCUUCCUAUGUCUGUCUCCGGAGUGCUGGGAUUAAAGGCUUGCACCACCACACCCGGCUAAAAAAAUAUAUAUAUAUAUAUAUUUUAAAAAACAAGAAAAUAGAUAUGCUGGGAGUAUAGUUAGAAUAAUACCGAUCAGUUUUAGGUAUGCAGUUUGUUGAAUUUUGCUAAACAUCUGUAAUUCCUUUGUAGCCAUCACCAAAACAAGACAGAGAGAGCUCUUUUGUCAACCAAAACUAUUCCUAUGCUGGCAAAUAAAGAAGUCCCCUGACCACACACCCCAGAUAAUCAUUCAGUUAAAAGAAUAUAUUUUCAUUAAUGUGAGAAAGUAGAAAAAAGAAAGGGUAGAAAGUAGAAAAGAGUGUGUGUGUAUAUUGGGCACACUAAGGCCUCCAGCCAAUGCAAAUUCCAGACGCAUGCACCCCCUUGUGUAUCUGGCUUAUGUGGGUCCUGGGGAAUCGAACCUGGGUCUUUGGCUUUGCAGGCAAGCACCUUAACUGCCAAGCCAAACCUCCAGCCCUUCUUCAUUUCUAAGUCAAAACCUGAGCAGGGAGCCAGGUGCGGUGACACACACCUUUAAUUCCAGCACUCAGUAGGCAGAGGUAGGAGGAUCGCCUUGAGUUUGAGGCCAGCCUGAGACUACAGAGACACUACCUUUGUGGGUGGGAAGCUGAGUAGGCCAGGAACCAAGAGUAGGUGGGAGACAGUGGCUUCACCCUUGCUAAAUCUUAAAAGCACUUAUAUUGAUUUUGCAUUCUUGCUUCUCUUGGGCCAAGAAAACUGUUGUGGCUUUAUAAAACAUGGUAACAUAGACGGGUCCAGUGGUCAUACCACAGCUCCAGCUGCUUGGGGUCUAGGGCAGAAGAGAUCACUUUUAACCCAGGUCAAGGCUAGCCUGAGCAAUAGACCGAACUCUUAAAAAAAAUUAAACCAGCUAGGCACAUACUUUUAAUCCCAGAACUUGGGAGGCAGA